AUGAUUCAUGAGUGCCUUCGUGUUCCCGAGGUCUUUGGCUUGAUUUGCGAGGCCUUGCAGCAAGACUGGGCCCUGUCAAAAGAACCUUAUAAUCGGUCGCCGACUUUAGCAGUCCUCGCUCGCACGUGUCGUGAUUUCGAAGGGCCAGCUCUUGACGUCCUUUGGCGUGAGGUUAGCGGCCUGCGCCCGCUUCUCUGCACUAUGCCAUCUGACUUGUUCGAGAUGAAGAAAAAGGAAAACAUGCUGUGUUUACGCAGGGCAAUCUUGCCAUCUGAUUUAGAAAAGACUCCAUCGUAUGCGACACGGAUACGCAAACUCUGGAUGGCUUCAAUUUCUCCUGUUGAUGUUGGGGUUGUGCAAGCUCUGAGCCUGGCAACGUUGCAUAUGAAGCCCCUUCUUCCGAACAUCAGACACCUGUUAUGGUCUGAUGAGCUCACCUCAAUAGAAGUGAAAAGGUUGAUGUUACACUGCAUCCCCCUCUUCCUCGCGCCCAAACUCGUCUCGUUAUCUAUUGCCCUUGACAGUGUCCCUGACACCAUUACCCUCUCCAUUUUCUCCAGCCUUGUCAACUUUUGUCCAGCCCUGAAAGAAUUAAAAAUUCCUAUUAAUGACGAGAACUUCAAUGAAGAACAGCGACGGACAAUUUCUUCUGCCAUCUGUCAAUGGAAAGAUCUUCAGUCCGUCAUGGUCACCGAUUUAACGGAAGAAGCGCUAGAACAUCUCGCAACAAUUCCAUCUCUCCAAAAACUUUCUUUCCACUCUCUUAGCGGUGCGACGCGCACUUACGAUGAAGAUCAUUCAAUCGCUAUCCGCAAUUGCGCUCGGGGGUACCCCGCCCUUCAAUUCUUAUCCAUUUCAUGCAGGACCAUGGAAAUGGCUAUCGCCUUUGUACAACUCUUAUCCUCUAGUCCCAUCGAGGAACUUAAUAUCCAAGUGGAGAAUUGCCGUUAUCCUUCCGCCUGGGAGGAGCUCUUUAGGACCAUCAGUCGCCACCUGAACAGUACCUCAUUGAAACGGCUCAUUUUAGAGGAAACAGGGGACAAUUUGGGUGACUCGCAAUCAGUUCAUUCUGGAAUUGAGCUUGGUGCUUUGACUGUCUUUUCAAACGUUCGAAUGGUCCAUGUUCAGCCUAGUUUCGGGAUCCCACUUACCAGCGACACUGCGAACAGGUUGGCUGUUGCCUGGCCCCAUAUAGAGGAACUUCAACUUGGCACUGAAUACCCACCGUCAAAAACGAUCAUAACAGCGAGGGAUCUUAUCCCCUUUGCGAGAUAUUGCCCGAACUUGCAGUGCCUAGGCAUAGUUUUUGAUGCUCGGAGUGGAUCGCUGGAGCCAGAUAGCGGUCCCUUCAGCAAUAAUUUGACCUCCCUAUCUGUCGGGAACUCUCCGAUCGACGACCCUAACUCGGUUGCUGCUUUUCUUUCCAGUAUUUUUCCCAUCAUCGAUUCAGUUGACACUGGCAGUGAGGAUGAAAUUGUGGACGAAAUGUGGAUGGAGGUGCAGCGCAUGCUUGAUAUAUUUCAAGGAGACGAGUACCAGGAAACCCUUCAAAAGUUCCUCCGAUUUAUCCGGGACCGCUAG
This is a messenger RNA of Laccaria bicolor S238N-H82, 1581 nucleotides long. RefSeq lists its product as uncharacterized. NCBI's taxonomy places the organism in Eukaryota, Fungi, Basidiomycota, Agaricomycetes, Agaricales, Hydnangiaceae. The coding region runs from base 1 to 1581 and encodes 526 amino acids. The transcript is spliced from 2 exons. The record is from RefSeq and is a predicted model, not a curated record.